Drosophila nasuta is the source of this 1672-nucleotide messenger RNA. RefSeq names its product putative cytochrome P450 6a14. Gene Ontology annotation, molecular function: iron ion binding; oxidoreductase activity, acting on paired donors, with incorporation or reduction of molecular oxygen; monooxygenase activity. The transcript is spliced from 2 exons. The record is from RefSeq and is a predicted model, not a curated record. Bases 40 to 1572 code for a protein of 510 amino acids. NCBI's taxonomy places the organism in Eukaryota, Metazoa, Arthropoda, Insecta, Diptera, Drosophilidae.
UAUAAGAAAACUUGAACUGUGCUCUCUUAUUUUUUCGAAAUGGGCUUUUUAACGUUUGCCCUGCUGGGCUUGGCAUUAGCCUUAUUCUACAACUUCUAUCAAAAUACUUUUAACUACUGGAAGAAUCGUGGAGUGCCUUCUGAACGCCCUCUUCCGAUUAUUGGGAACAUGAAAGGCGUUGGAAGUAAAUAUCACUUUCGUGAUAUUAAUGGCAGACUCUAUAAAAAAUUCAAAGGCACUGCGCCAUUCGCGGGCAUGUACUUAUUUUUCAAGAGAGUCGCUUUCAUAAUCGAUCUAGAUCUUGUCAAGCAAGUUCUUAUUAAGGACUUCAAGAACUUUCAGGAUCGUGGAGUUUUCAACAACGCUCGUGACGAGCCUCUAACGGGACAUUUGUUCAGUCUCGAGGGCGAAGAAUGGAAAGCCAUGAGACACAAGUUAACACCGGUUUUCACUUCCGGCAAGAUGAAGCAUAUGUUUGGCACUGUCGUUCAAGUCAGUGAUCAUUUGACCACCACAAUGCGUAAAUAUGCAAGUGCUGCGGCCACAGAUGGAGGGGAUGUGGAAAUCAAGGAACUGUGUGCCCGGUUCACCACAGAUGUUAUUGGUACUUGUGCAUUUGGCUUAGAAUGCAACAGUUUGGCGGAUCCCAAUGCUGAAUUCCGCUCCAAAAGUCGUAUGUUGGCAGAGAAACCGCGUAAUAACCAGCUAAUUCAAGCCUUCAUAGUUACCAAUGGAAGGCUCGCUGCAAAAUUGAGAAUGAAGGUUAUGCGAGAUGAUCUGCAUGAGUUCUUUAUAAACGCUGUUCGAUCGACAGUCGAUUAUCGACUUAAGAAUAACAUUAAACGGAAUGAUUUCCUUGAUCAGUUAAUCCAAUUGCGUGCAGAAAAUCAGGAGGAAGCUCGUCGAGGUAAUGGAAUUGAUCUAUCAAAAGGACUGACCAUUGAGCAAAUGGCAGCACAGGCUUUUGUUUUCUUUGUUGCCGGAUUCGAAACAUCUUCCAGCACCAUGGCCUUCUGUCUUUAUGAAUUGGCUCUUCAGCAAGAUGUUCAACAGCGUUUACGCGAUGAGAUUGAAAAAGUGUGCGAAGAGGUGUCCAAUGGAGAACUUACUUACGAAGCCAUCAACCAAAUGACUUAUUUGGAACAAGUACUUUUAGAAACGCUGCGAAAACAUCCAAUUGUACCUCACUUACAGCGGGUGGCAAGCGUAGACUAUAAGGUACCUGGCACUGAUAAGAUCAUCGAGAAGGGAACAAUACUCGUAAUACCUGUGCACAAUAUUCAUCACGAUCCCGAAAUUUAUCCCGAUCCCGAUCGUUUUGAUCCUUCGCGUUUCGAACCUGAAGCUAUCAAGGCGCGUCAUCCAUAUGCCUACUUGCCAUUUGGAGAUGGUCCUCGCAACUGCAUUGGUGAACGAUUUGGCAAAAUGCAGGCCAAGAUUGGUCUGAUCUCGCUAUUGCGUCACUUUAAGUUUGGCGUAUCUGAUCGCACUGAAAUACCUUUAAUCCUUGCAACCCGCAACUUCACAAUGAACACUAAAUAUGGCAUUCACCUUAAGGUGGAAAAAAUUUGAGAAAAAACAAGCAUUUCAUUUUAUUUAAUUCCUUUUGUGUUAUGCGUAUAAUAAUAUCUAUAAUUUUUUACGCAAAGUUAAAAUAUUACAAAUAAAGUAA